AUGACGGGAGCAGAAGCAACAGGCUCAAGUAACCUUGUUAUGGGUCGUCGCAUAAUUCUUGGUGAAUCUUUGUGUGUAUUGUAUGAUUCUAGAGCGACACAGUCUUUUGUGUCAAAAACUUUUGUGCAAAGGUUAAGUUUGUCGGUGUGUGAGCUGCAAUGUGAUCUUGUGGUAUCUACUCCGACAUUGGGUAUGGUCAGCACAUCGUCCUUGUGUGCUAGAUGUCCAGUGGAGGUAGAGGGGCGCAUAUAUAAAGUGAAUCUGAUAUGCCUACCUCUACAAGAGUUGAAGGUGAUCUUGGGGAUGGAUUGGCUUUUUGCCAAUCGCAUUCUUAUAGAUUGCCGAGAGAAAAAGUUGUUGUUCUCCAACUUAGAGGAGCCUGAAUUGUUAUCUUCUCACAAGGUUAUGAAGGAGAUUCAAGGCGGCGCACAGUGCUUCAUUAUCUUCACCCAUCUGGAGUUGGAGAAGGAGGAAAGAACAUCAGUUAUACCAGUGGUGCACAAGUUUGAAGACGUGUUUCUGGAGGAAGUACCAGGGUUGCCUCCAAGUAGAGAGGUGGAGUUCUCUAUUGCCCUGGUACCCGGAACUGAUCUAAUGUCGAUAGCUCCAUACCGCAUGGCUCUAGAGGAGUUGGUGGAACUCAAAAAUCAAAUAGAGGAGCUAUUGGGGAAACAGAUUAUACGGCCCAAUAUGUCGCUGUGGGGAGCACUAGUGUUGUUGGUGAAGAAGAAGGAUUAG
Messenger RNA from Vigna unguiculata (cowpea), 738 nucleotides. RefSeq lists its product as uncharacterized. The record is from RefSeq and is a predicted model, not a curated record. NCBI's taxonomy places the organism in Eukaryota, Viridiplantae, Streptophyta, Magnoliopsida, Fabales, Fabaceae.